Amorphotheca resinae ATCC 22711 is the source of this 522-nucleotide messenger RNA. RefSeq lists its product as hypothetical. The transcript has a single exon. Bases 42 to 257 code for a protein of 71 amino acids. The record is from RefSeq and is a predicted model, not a curated record. Lineage: Eukaryota; Fungi; Ascomycota; Leotiomycetes; Helotiales; Amorphothecaceae.
UACGCAAGCGACCAUCUUUGAUAUACCUAAGGAAAGAAAUCAUGGCGGCGUCUGGCGGGUUGCAGUCAUCAUCUAUUUCUCGAUACCCUAGUUCUGUUCUCUUAGUUCACAGUCUGGGAACGUUAGUAAAUCAGCUUGAGAGCGAGGAUGGAAAUAAUUUCGGAAGAAUGUUGAACCGCCUACAUGUAAUGAUCAAACUACGGUUUUCUUUCAUUGUCUACCAUGUCAUGCUACCUUGCAACGGCGACUCCUUAUGAAGAGGAUCCAAGCUUGCGGGCUGGUCUAAUGAAAUCUGUGAUGCUCUCCUGGCAGAAUUGUGCUCUCAGCUAGUCUCUGUUCCCCACAGGAAGCUGUUGAUGUAGAUAUCUGUUUUUGGAUACUGGUCGAUCGUGUGGUAUUGGGGUGAGGCUGUAGACCGUCACGUUCUAGACGUUUGAUGCGGGGAAUCCUGAUCAACGGCAACGACAAGAUUGAGUUAUCUAUAGCAGAUAUGAAAUAACCCAAUAGAUUAAGUUUAACUGA